This is a messenger RNA of Ixodes scapularis (black-legged tick), 826 nucleotides long. RefSeq names its product piggyBac transposable element-derived protein 4-like. The transcript has a single exon. NCBI's taxonomy places the organism in Eukaryota, Metazoa, Arthropoda, Arachnida, Ixodida, Ixodidae. The record is from RefSeq and is a predicted model, not a curated record. Bases 29 to 826 code for a protein of 265 amino acids.
AUGGAGACAGAUCGACAAAAAAGAACUGAUGACCUUCUUCGCGCUCAUCAUUCUGCAAGGGGUCAUUGAGAAACCAGACGUGAAAUCUUACUGGUCAACAAGAGAGGUUCUCCGCACGCCUGCAUUCGGAGACGUGAUAAGCCGCGACCGCUUCAUGCUGAUAAUGAAAUUUCUACACUUCACUGACAAUGAGGCGCCAGUCGACGGGCACCCGAACCCAAAGCUUAGAAAACUGUGGCCCGUGCUCACCAGAAUGACCGAGAUGUUUCAAACUCUCUACACACCAGAGCGAGAUGUGUCAGUUGACGAGAGCCUUCUUCGUUUCAAAGGCAGGCUGUCUUGGAAACAGUACAUGCCACUGAAACGUGCCCGUUUUGGCGUCAAGUUUUUUGUACUGUUCGAGUCCUCCAGUGGUUACAUCUGGAACAUGCUUAUGUACACUGGGAAAGGUGCUGUUGUUGGUGACGCAGAUGUGGCCAUGGGUACACGUGUGGUAUUGUCCCUGAUGAGUCCCCUUCUCGAUAAGGGCUACUGUGUAACCGUGGGUAACUAUUACAACUCACCCGAACUAGUUGAAGCACUUCUGGAGCGCAAGACAGAUGUCUACGGAACAGCACGAUCUGGACGCAAGGGAAUGCCGAGCUUCGAUACAAGACAACUUGAGAAAGGUCAAACUAAAGCUUACCAAAAAGGCAAGUGCCUCUCACUUCAGUGGAAGGACAAGAAGGUGGUAACCUUCCUCAGCACGGUGCACUCUGUGGCAAUGGUGGAUGUAACAAACCAGAGAGGUGAAGUUGCGUCCAAGCCACAGAUAGUGAUGAAUUAA